GUUAGUUCUACUUCUACAUAUGACACGAUACGAAGCUAUGAGAUACAGGGUAACACCAAUAAUCCGCCAUGACUGAACCUAAAAGGCUUCAUGUAGCUUUCUUUCCAUGGCUAGCAUUCGGCCAUAUGAUCCCAUUCCUCGAACUCGCCAAACGCAUAGCCCAGAAGGGUCACAAAAUCUCUUUUCUAUCUACUCCUAGAAACAUUCAACGUUUGCCAAAAAUCCCUCCAAAUUUAUCAUCCAAUAUAAAUUUCAUAAGCCUUCCCUUACCUCAGCUUGUAGACCAUCUCCCCCCUAAUUCAGAGGCCACCACUGACAUUCCCACGCACAAGGUUCCAUACCUCAAGAAAGCCUACGAUAACCUGCAAUGCCCUCUGCUUCAGUUUCUAGAAACUUCUACUCCUGAUUGGAUUAUUUACGACUUCGCACCUUUCUGGUUACCUCGUAUUACGGCCGAUCUCGGAAUCUCAAGUGCCUUUUUCAGUAUUUAUGGUGGUUGGUUAACCGUCGUUUAUUUACGGCCGAUUCGGAAUCUCAAGUGGCCUUUUUCAGUAUUUUAUGUGUGUGAUGAUUCGGGUUGCUCCGAUAUGUUUCGUUUGGGUUCAGUAAUGGCAGGUUGUGAUGUUAUAGCUAUACGGAGCUGCUUCGAGUUGGAGGGUGACUUUUUAAGGCUUGUCGAACAGCUUCACGGCAAGCCUACGCUUCCAACAGGUCUGUUACCACCUUCAGAUCCCGAUGUCAAUGGUGAAGAAGACGAGACGUGGCGUAUAAUCAGUCAAUGGUUAAACAGUCAAAACAAAGGAUCUGUUGUUUACAUAGCAUUCGGGAGCGAGGUGGAAGUGAGUCAACAGGAAUUAACUGAGUUGGCAUUUGGUUUAGAGUUAUCAGGACUUCCCUUCUUUUGGACUUUAAGGAUAAAAGAUAACUCACUAAAGAAUAACCACUUCGGACUGCCGAAUGAAUUUGAGGAGCGAGUCAGACGUGGGCUAGUGUGGAAAACUUGGGUUCCUUCCUCAACUCAGAAUUCUUGA
This is a messenger RNA of Jatropha curcas, 1031 nucleotides long. The record is from RefSeq and is a predicted model, not a curated record. NCBI's taxonomy places the organism in Eukaryota, Viridiplantae, Streptophyta, Magnoliopsida, Malpighiales, Euphorbiaceae.